GGCAAGGACAGACACUUGCACAGAAAAUAAAAAAAAGGAAAGAGGGAAAAUAGGGAGGGAGGGAGGUAGAGAGAGAGACAGAGGGAGAGAGAAAUCGAAGGUUCACUUAGCUACGUCAAUGGCGGUUCGGGUUUUCUAUUGAUCGCCGAACCUCAAUCUCUUACUGUUCAUUUAUCCUCUCUUUACCUCUCUCUAUUCGUAAAACCCUAAUUUUAACGUCCUUAUAACUAAUUUUACUACAAUUAAAAUCCUCGGGGAUUUUGGAGCUUCCAGUUUGGGUCGUGAAGUGAGGAGCUGACAUGGGCGCGCAAGAGAAAUCGCAAGCAAACUCCAAUUCAUUGCAGAGGGUGAAGGUCUACCGUCUAAAUGAAGAUGGUAAAUGGGAUGACCAAGGGACUGGGCAUGUUACUGUUGACUAUUUGGAGAGAUCAGAAGAGCUGGGCUUGUUUGUUAUCGAUGAAGAAGACAAUGAAACACUGCUUCUGCAUCGUAUCAUACCGGAUGACAUUUACAGAAAACAAGAAGAUACGAUAAUCUCAUGGAGAGAUCCUGAAUAUUCUACAGAAUUAGCACUAAGCUUUCAAGAGACAACAGGGUGUUCUUAUAUAUGGGAUCAUAUCUGUAAUGUGCAAAGAAGUCUGCAGUUUAGUAGUCUUAACAAUGAGACAUUUCACAGCAUGAAUAGUGAGUUAAGGGAGUUACCUGCGGUUGAACUUUCCACACUUCCUUUGAUACUUAAGACUGUGUCCGAGAGUGGAAUUGCUGAUCAGAUGAGGUUGACAGAACUUAUAUUGAAUGAUCAAGAUUUCUUCCGCAAGCUGAUGGAACUUUUUAGAAUCUGUGAGGAUCUGGAAAAUAUUGAUGGUCUGCACAUGAUAUUCAAAAUAGUUCGAGGAAUCAUUUUGCUCAAUAGUCCUCAAAUCUUUGAGAAAAUAUUUGGGGAUGAGUUGAUCAUGGAUAUUAUUGGUUCACUUGAGUGUAAGAGCUCAUCUAAUUAUGACCCCGAGGUUCCUCAUGCCCAACAUCAUCGUAAUUUUCUGAAAGAGCAUGUAGUUUUCAAGGAGGCCAUACCAAUCAAAGAUCCUAUUGUCCUGUCAAAAAUACACCAGACAUAUAGAGUUGGUUAUUUGAAGGAUGUUGUUUUGGCUAGAGCGUUGUACGAGGCUACAGUUGCAAAUCUCAAUUCCAUAAUUCAUGCAAAUAAUGCAGUUGUUGUUUCUUUGUUAAAGGAUGACAGUACUUUUAUUCAGGAAUUAUUUGCAAGGUUGAGGUCCCCAACUACAUCUGGAGAAUCAAAGAAAAAUUUGGUAUAUUUCCUACAUGAGUUUUGUAGUUUAAGCAAGAGCCUGCAGAUGGUCCAGCAACUCCGACUGUUUAGGGAUCUCAUGAAUGAAGGUAUUUUUGACAUCAUGACAGAAACUUUGCAGAAUCAAGACAAGAAACUUGUAUUAACUGGGACAGAUAUCCUUAUUCUUUUCUUGAAUCAGGAUCCAAAUCUUUUGCGCUCUUAUGUUGUUAGGCAGGAAGGAAUUCCACUUCUAGGACUGUUGGUUAAAGGUAUGAUAACGGAUUUUGGAGAGGACAUGCACUGCCAGUUUCUUGAAAUUCUUCGUAUUUUACUGGAUUCCUAUACAUUAUCAGGAGCACAUGCACAGAGAGAUAAUAUUAUUGAGAUCUUCUAUGAGAAUCAUUUGGGCCAAUUAAUUGAUGUUAUAACAGCAUCAUGUCCAGUUGAAGGCAUUUCUCAAUCAAGUGGUAAAUCUUCAGGCUUUGGUGGAAGAGAUGAAAAUCAAAAUAGCGUGAAGCCAGAAAUACUCUCAAACAUUUGUGAAUUGCUAUGCUUCUGUGUUCUGCACCAUCCUUAUAGAAUAAAGUGUAACUUUCUCCUUAAUAAUGUUAUAGAUAAAGUUAUGACUCUAACUCGAAGAAGGGAAAAAUAUCUUGUUGUUGCUGCUGUUCGAUUUGUUCGCAAUAUUCUUUCUCGCCAUGAUGAGCAUCUGAUAAAUCAUUUUGUCAAGCGCAACGUUCUCAAACCGAUUAUAGAUGCCUUUGUUGGCAAUGGCCACCGUUACAAUCUGCUGCACUCUGCUGUUUUAGAGCUUUUUGAGUAUAUCCGCAAGGAAAACCUGAAAUUAUUGAUCAAGUAUAUAGUUGGUUCAUUUUGGAAUGAGUUGGUCAAAUUUGAGCAUUUGGCUUCCAUUCAGUCUUUUAAAGUUAAAUAUGAGCAGUGCCUAGAGAGUUGUGCAAUAAAAAAUACUGGCAGCACACUGGAUCCACGAAAACGAAAUGAUGAGCGUGCUCUAGAAAAAGAGGAGGAGGAAUACUUCAACGAGAACAGUGAUGAAGAAGAUACAGCAUCCGCAUCACACGCCAAAAGAGUUCAGCCUCAGUCUGUGCUAUCCAAUGGAGUAUCAGCAGGCUAUCCAUCACUAAGUUCAAGAUCCGGCGGACUGGUUGAUUAUGAUGAUGACGAGGAUGAUGAAGACUAUAGACUACCACCUAAGAAACAGGUGGAAACCUUAGAAGAUGAAGAAGCUAUGGAGCCCCUUAAGUUGAAGCGCAAAUUGACUUCUAGGGAAAAGGAAGCUGAACCAGCAAAGAAGGAGCGAUUAGAUAAACCCUCAAAAUCAAGGGAGAGUGUAUUUGCAUCUUUGUGUCCUACACUGAGCCAGGCAGUGAUACCCGGUAAGAAAGCUGCAAGCUCGGUGCAUAAAACACCUCGCACAACUGACACAAACAAGGGCUUUGGUGAAGACAAUCAUCAAGAGAAGGAAACUGCUAUUUCUAGAAGCUGUUGUGAUAAUAGCAGCAACCCAGGAGAGGAGAACCAUAAGGAGAAGGGGCCUCCUGCUUCUUCUAGAAACUCUUGUGAUUGCUUGCACAACACAUCAGAAAACAGACAGUUGGGUGGAGAGGAUGGCCUUUUAAUACCACAAACCUCAUCGCCGGAGAUGGCUGUAAAUGGAUCGUGAAUGAUCUUUCAGAAUCAUGUUAAAAUGGUUUGACAAUGUUUGCUUGGCUGUUCUAUUUGACUCAUGGACGUCACAAAUCAGUCCUGGGCAGCUGAAAGAACAGCGGUACUAGAAAGAAAUGAAUCUGGGGAUGGUGGGUGAAUGCGGAUUAUAGCUUUCAGUUGAUGGUAGGAGAGGAUACUGUAUAGUACCGCCAAGGGUAAUGAGGAAAUAGUCAUGAUAUGGGCCAGCGUACCCCUUCACUAGGUUUUCUGAUGUUGAGCCAAGUAAUUGUUGCUUUUGUAAAACAAUCAUCAGCAUUAAUUUUUCUUUUUCAUUUUCUUUUCUUUCAUUUGCUUUUCCCUUUUUUAUUAUUUGUCUUCUUAUAUCACCCUUAAUAUUAGGUUUUUGAUAGCUGUUGAACCGUGAUGAAGGGGCAUCAAUAUGUGCCCUGCAUAGCUCUUUUUGUCGUUCAGUUUUGUGGUGGUGGGUGUGUUUGUGGUAGAGAUUGGUGAGGAAGGUUUUAGUGAGUCGGUUGAGAGGCCAAAAUUUUCCAACUUGUAGUUGAAAUCUCAUUUAUAGACUAAUGUAAAUUAGAAUUCCAACUUGCUCUCGUAUAAUUUGAAUCAAAAAUUGUUUCCA
This is a messenger RNA of Hevea brasiliensis (rubber tree), 3593 nucleotides long. RefSeq lists its product as uncharacterized. The transcript has 24 exons. Lineage: Eukaryota; Viridiplantae; Streptophyta; Magnoliopsida; Malpighiales; Euphorbiaceae. Bases 300 to 2972 code for a protein of 890 amino acids. The record is from RefSeq and is a predicted model, not a curated record. Gene Ontology annotation, cellular component: protein phosphatase 4 complex; nucleoplasm. Gene Ontology annotation, biological process: protein dephosphorylation. Gene Ontology annotation, molecular function: protein phosphatase activator activity.